Molecule: messenger RNA, 2394 nt
Organism: Photinus pyralis (common eastern firefly)
Lineage: Eukaryota; Metazoa; Arthropoda; Insecta; Coleoptera; Lampyridae
Gene: Dbp21E2
Product: probable ATP-dependent RNA helicase DDX28
Exons: 2
Coding region: 909-2363 (484 amino acids)
Molecular function (GO): ATP binding; nucleic acid binding
Source: RefSeq, a predicted model, not a curated record
UUAAUGCGCAAAUUUUUUUUUCUUGUAUCUUGGUUUUGAGCCCAACCCUGUGUGGAAACGGGGACAGAAUAUUUCCACUGCAGGUGCGUACUGCAUGCGGUAAGAGUCCGCUAAACAAAGGCACUCUUUCACUUCUCUUACACCUUGUGUGUAUGCGGAAAAUACUUGCCAAUUAUGACGGUUAUUUUUUUUCUCAAUUUUUGACUUUGAUUAUUUGAGUUAUAAUUGACGCGAAUUUGUUUGGCACAACACAUACCAGGAGGCCUUUAGAUACAGGUUUUUGUUUUCUGAAGCAACGAUGGGCUCACUUCCAUGACGGAACAUUUUCCUUUUGCAAAUUUUUUGGCGGUCAUUUCUCGGGGAUGAUUUAAUCUAGUAGUAGGGUCCGAAAUCCACUGAACGAGAGUGAUCAAAAUUUUAACCGAUGGAGUUCCACUUUGGCCUAUCCGAGUAUGCUAAAGUCGACCGUCUGCCGCCUCAGGUCAUAUUACUGAAAAUAUGUAUGCAGAACAUUUUUUAUAUUGAAUGCCCUUUUUAAUUUUGCUCUCUGCAUAUUGUUUUAAAAAUGCAUUUUUGGAUAUACGAAAAACCGUUUUUGGCGGCCAUUUUGGCAAGAUGGCGGCCCCGGCCGUAGAUUUUAAAGUAUGCGUUUAGUUCCCAAAUCUGUAAACUUGCAAAACUUCUCGAGUAAUUUUUAAGUAAACCCUCCUUUUGUUCCCUGGCCUAAUAUGAGACCACUUCGAGAAACAGUCAUAAAUGUGUUUGUGGAAACAGUUGAUUUUUUUGAACGCACCCAGUAUAUAUUGGCAACGUCGCGAAUGCACAAUGUUUGUAUUCUAACCUAAGUUUUUGUCUGCCACAAGUUCCAUCAACAAAAUACCCAGUUUGAAUUCUGUGAUACUAAAAAAAUGUUUUGUAACGCUCGCUGUUCAUCUACUUAUGCAUUUAAACUCAUAAACAUUACAUACAAACGUACUGUUGCAUCAGUCGCUUUGAAGCGAAAUAAUAAAGAAGAUUUAGUCAUAAGAUGCAAGCGUAAAGAGUAUAACUACUAUAUGGGGCAAAGGUAUAGCAAACUGGACGACGUACCUUUGGCCUCAAAGGGAUGGACUCAUAAUAAAUCCAAAGGAGAUUAUUUCUACGUAUAUCCUCAGUCCCCCUUAAGCGAAGGCGACAGGUUUCAAUUAUCAGAUUUGCACCUUCAGGAUAGUGUAACUCAACGUUUACAGAAGGACGGCAUUGAAACGUUGACUUCUUUUCAAAAUGAGGCAUUCGGUACAAUAUGCAAGGGACAUCAUAGUAUUCUAACUGCAGAAUCUGGGUGCGGGAAAACAUUAGCCUAUUUAUUGCCGAUUAUUCACAACAUAAUUGGUGAGAAAUCGUCCAGUAUGAAUUCUCCUAGAGCAUUAAUUUUGGUUCCUGGCCGAGAACUAGCACAUCAAAUCGCGUCGGUUGCCGAAAAGUUGGUCGGGGAAACAAAUUUGAAAGUGAAAGUGGUUGUUGGCGGACGCACGAAAAGAGCGAUGUUAAAUCCCGAAUUUUCCGAAGUGGACAUACUGAUAGGAACCCCAGGGGCAUUGGGAAAACUGACCGGUGUCGGUAUAUAUAAACUCAAUCAGCUAUCAUACGCCGUGUUUGAUGAAGCGGAUACCUUAAUUGACGAUAGUUUUAUAGAACGAUUGUCUAGCAUAGUCAAACGAGUAGGUACCUCGCAAAUUAUUCUGGUAUCCGCAACAAUGCCCACGAAUAUUCCUUCGAUUUUACAACCUUAUAACAACAGUUUUGUAAAUGUAACUUCUCCUUUUUUACAUAGGCCCUUAAACCACCUCACACAACAAUUUUUACGAUUGGGACGUUCAAUCAAGCCGCAGCAGCUGUUACAAAUCAUUAAAAAAAAUCGCGACCCUUUACUCAUUUUUACAAACCGCAACGAGACGUGCAAUUGGGUUUCGUAUUUCUUAAAGGAAAAUGGCGUUUCUGCUUCUAGAGUCAAUGGCGAUAUGAACUACGAGGAACGGAUAGUUCAAUGGAACGAAUUUCAAUCUCAAAAUAAUCGCAUUUUGGUAGCUACCGACCUUUGCUCUCGAGGGCUACAUUUGCCGCACGUAAAGCAUGUUGUUAACUACGACUUUCCGUUGUAUGUGGCCGAUUAUUUGCAUCGUAUAGGAAGAACGGGCCGUUUUGGUCAGGAAUCGUGUAAAGUUACCAAUUUUGUCGCCGGCGAUGAAGAAGUGAAAAUUGUACAAAAAAUAGAGCUAGCAAUACGCAGGAAUGAGGCAAUACAGAAUGUCGAUGGUAACAUUACAAGAAUUUUACAAAGGAAAUUGUUACGCAAAAGUACCAAUGAAGAUAGUUUUAUGUAAUUUAUUUUUUAAAGUAAAAAACUUAAUUUAU